UCAGGUAGACAUUCUUUACAUUUCAUACACCUGAGCCGCCAUUACUGCCCUACAACGGCUGAAUCGGGGGGCAAGUAUAAUUGAUAUAACAACCCCCUGGCUUCAAAAUGGACAUUUUACUCCAAGUUUCUAUAUUAUUAGCCAUUCUUGGACUGGGUGAGGCAAUCCAAUGUUACCAGUGUGAUAGCAAUGAAGAUGGCUCUUGUCCGUCUGACCAGUACUUCGACCCAACCAUCAACGCUUUAGUGGACUGUGGAAGUUUUGAAGCUAAUGUGCCGGGGUCUUUUUGUAUGAAAGUUGUACAAGAAAGCCCAGGGUGGCACUCCUGGACAAAGAUUACGCGAAGAUGUGGAUCUAGAUCUGAAGUUGGUGUUGCUUCGGGAUGUCGAUGGUCGUACCAUGAUAACGGCAUAUUUCAAGAAAUCUGUUACUGUAACGACCGGAACGGCUGUAACGGCUCCAGCAGACUGUCACUGAAUAGUGUUGUUUUAUUGUUUUCAAUCAUAUUGGUGAUUUUGAUACACAAGAAAUUAUAACAUCAUGCUCCAGUGCCAAGUAUGAGUUAAGGUUCUCUCUGUUUUUGUAUCGUGACAAAGGAUCGCCAGAUUGCACGCAGAAAACGUUUUUCAUGACGAUGUUUAUCAAAUGACUUACAGUGGUCGUUCUGGUCACGUAGAUACUUAUAUCUCAUCAAAUUAAUCCAAGAGGCUUUAUAGAAACUUUGAGUACAAUUAACAAAAAUGCAAUAAAAAGAAAAAAGCUUAAAGAACGAGAAGAGGAGACUUCAAACGGACCGAUUAUCAGUGGAUAUCGGAUAGAUAUAUGCAACUUCUAUACCCACAUUCGUUGUAAAUAAUUGUAAAUAUUUCAUUUGCUACUUUUUAUAUUGGACUCUCUGUCAGCUUUUAGAUAAACGAAGUACAUAGUUUAUAUUCCAUCCAACUAUGGGAAUAUGGUUUUCGUUUUCAAAUGUAAUUAGUUUACACACUUGUAGUAUUGGUUUGUAAGUAGGCCUAUAGUUGUAUAAAACUCCAUAUGCUUUUCUGAAACCAUGGACAACGAAGGUACAUAAAUAAAAUUUCAUUGCAAAUAUGUUCCAUUUGAAAA
Messenger RNA from Lingula anatina, 1107 nucleotides. RefSeq names its product UPAR/Ly6 domain-containing protein crok-like. Gene Ontology annotation, biological process: regulation of synaptic transmission, cholinergic; positive regulation of voltage-gated potassium channel activity; sleep. The record is from RefSeq and is a predicted model, not a curated record. Lineage: Eukaryota; Metazoa; Brachiopoda; Lingulata; Lingulida; Lingulidae.